AUGGAAACCGAAAACGAAGUGAAGACCGAUCCCGAGCCGCAGCAAGAAAAUGGCGCGGAGAAAAUGGAAGCAUCCAAUGGCAAUGGAAAUGCUGAGAAUGGAGAUGCUCCCUCUCAAGAACUAAAGCCCGACAUCAACGAAUUGAUGAAGAAAAUUGAGGAAGAAAAGAAUAAGGACCGAUCGAAAGACAGGAGUCGAAGCAGAGAUAGAAAGAAACGGAGCAGAUCCCGUGAUCGAAAACGAAGAUCGCGAAGCCGAGACCGCGACCGAAAAAAGCGACGAUCACGCUCGAGAGACCGAAAGAAGCGAUCCCGAUCACGUGAUCGAGACCGAAAGCGGGACAGACGAGAGCGCUCCAGAGAUCGAGAUCGAAAGCGAUCCAGGGAUAGGGAGCCAAGAAAGCUUACCUUUGACCGACCUUAUCAGUACUGGGACAAGGCACCAGCUGGUUUUGAACAUUUGACUCCGACACAGUACAAGGCUAUGCAGGCAGCUGGACAGCUUCCUACUCCUCAGUUGGGUCUUACUCCGACUGCUACUAUUGCUGCUCAAUAUCCAAUGGCCGGUGGUUACUUCACUCGACAAGCCCGGCGACUGUACAUUGGUGGAGUUCCGUUCGGUGCAACUGAAGAAGCAAUGAUGGAGUUCUUCAACCAGCAAAUGCACAUGGCCGGUCUUGCCACUGGUCCAGGCAAUCCUGUACUCGCUGUUCAGAUCAACCUGGACAAGAACUUCGCGUUCUUGGAAAUCAGGUCCGUUGACGAGGCAUCUGCUGCGCUCGCUUUUGAUGGCAUCAACUUCAUGGGCCAGUCGCUCAAAAUCCGUCGACCAAGUGACUACAAAGCUCUGCCCAAUAUGGCCGGAGGAGACUUUGCUGGCCAAGUUGAGGACUCUCCUAACAAAAUUUUCGUCGGUGGACUUCCCAACUACCUUCAGGAUGAGCAGGACGACCGACCGAAAGGCGUCUCAAUCGUUCGGGAGAUUCUCACCAGUUUCGGACAGCUCAAAGCAUUCAAUCUCGUCAAAGAUACCGCCACCAAUUUGUCGAAAGGAUACGCAUUUUGCGAAUAUGCUGAUCCGCAGAUUACAGAUACUGCUAUUGCCGGCUUGAAUGGCAUGCAGUUGGGCGACAAGAAGCUCAUUGUUCAGAGAGCCUCCGUAGGAAAAACUGAGACCGCAGCGCCGAAAAAUCUUGAUCAUCGUGUUACACUUCAAGUUCCCGGCUUGCACAAUGUUCAAAGCCAGGCGACUGCGACAGAGAUCCUUUGCUUGAUGAAUAUGGUUACGGAAGAAGAAUUGCUUGACGAUGAAGAAUACGAAGAUAUCACCGAGGAUGUCAAGGAAGAAUGUGGCAAGUUUGGCCCUGUUAAGUCAAUCGAGAUUCCGCGACCGCGGGCGGGACAGGAUGCGUCUGGCGUCGGAAAAGUUUACGUAGAAUUCGUCAAUUUGGAGGGCUGUAAUGCAGCAAUGAAUGCUCUGUCUGGUCGAAAAUUCGCCAACCGCGUUGUUCUCACGUCAUUUUACGAUCCUGAUCUUUACCACAGACGAGUGUUCAAUAUGAAAGUACUGAUAACAGGUGGUGGCGGGUUUAUAGGAAGCCAUGCUGUGGUGGAAACGCUCGAAGCCGGACAUGAAGUAGUUGUCCUCGACGACUGCUCCAACAUUUCCAGACCAAAAAAUGGAAAGAGCUUUCCACCAUCACUUGAAAAAGUCAAAGAAAUCGUCGGGUCCAGCGUCGCUGCUAAUCUCAGAUUCAUUGAAGGCUGUGUGACCAACAAAGAAACCGUCACCCAAGCUCUCGAUGGCUGCGAAGCGGUAAUGCAUUUCGCCGGCCUCAAAGCUGUUGGGGAGUCGAAUGUCAUUCCCCUUGAUUACUACCGCGUCAAUGUUGCUGGAACGAUCAAUUUGCUGCAGUGCAUGGCUGCAUGUGGAGUGAAAAGGAUAAUUUUCAGUAGUUCAGCAACUGUGUACAAACCAGCCAAAUCAGUAGAGGACCUGCCGUGGGUCGAGGACGCUCCUCGUGGACACUGCUCGUGUCCAUAUGCAAGAACAAAAAUGUUCGUCGAAGAGAUUCUCCAAGACGCGACAAAAGCCGACCCUACUCUUUGCGCCGUCAGUUUGCGAUAUUUUAAUCCCGUCGGAGCUCAUCCUUCCGGUUUGAUCGGAGAAGAUCCUCUUGGUAUUCCCAAUAAUCUCAUGCCCUACGUCGCCCAGGUCGCUGUGGGAAGAAGGCCGCACUUGAAUGUCUUUGGCAACGAUUAUGAUACUGUUGAUGGAACAGGCGUGCGGGACUACAUCCAUGUUGUUGACUUGGCAAAGGGGCAUCUCGCUGCGUUCAAGGUCUUCGGGAAAUCAGGCUUCCAUGCUUACAACCUUGGCACUGGAACUGGCACCUCCGUGCUUCAAAUAGUCGAUGCCUUCAGAAAAGCGUCUGGUCAAGAAAUCAAGACAGAAUUCGCACCAAGGCGUGAUGGCGACGUCGCGUGGAUGUGGUGCUCUCCAGCAAAAGCUAAAGAAGAACUGGGAUGGGAGGCGACGCAGGAUGUUAAUAAAAUGUGCGCAGAUUUGUGGCGAUUCCAACGACUUAACCCUCAAGGAUACACUGACAACAACAACGACUAA
This is a messenger RNA of Oikopleura dioica, 2622 nucleotides long. Lineage: Eukaryota; Metazoa; Chordata; Appendicularia; Copelata; Oikopleuridae. The record is from the annotation of a GenBank genome assembly.